Anguilla rostrata (American eel) is the source of this 4260-nucleotide messenger RNA. Its product is annotated as ceramide transfer protein. The transcript is spliced from 18 exons. Gene Ontology annotation, biological process: ER to Golgi ceramide transport. Gene Ontology annotation, molecular function: lipid binding. The record is from RefSeq and is a predicted model, not a curated record. NCBI's taxonomy places the organism in Eukaryota, Metazoa, Chordata, Actinopteri, Anguilliformes, Anguillidae. The coding region runs from base 557 to 2431 and encodes 624 amino acids.
GACACGCGCUACACACACUCACAAGCUCUUCAGACGUCAGGGAAGAUGGCGGUUGUUUAGGUUAGUCAGCCUGUGCUUCGGUAUCGAGCAGCUGAAUGAACUAGACGCUCGAGAAUAACAGUGGGUUCCAUACUUUAAUUUUUCUAACCAGCACUAGCCACCAAACGUUAUAUUUUUCUAGGAAAAAUAAUGGGAUAUGUGUUGUUUUCAUCUUACGAAGUUGUCCUAUUGAUUACUGCCACAUUGCAAUCGUUUUGCCGCUUUUGAAGCAACCAAAGGGGGCGGGUUUUGAUCGUUAGCUUGCUAUCUUCAAAGGUGGCUAGCUGGCUACUUUUUCUUUUGGCGUUGCCAGUCAGGUGCAUUUUAAUGCAGUCAACAUUUAUUCAGUAUCUUGUUAUUGCUAGCUGAUUACUGAUUACAUUUUCCCGUUGGCGAACUGUCAGUAUGAAUUUUAGAAGCUAGCUACCUUGCGAAUAACAACCGCAUUCCCCGUCUGUUAUUUUUCUUUUUUUAUUUUCUUUUUUUUUCGUUUUUGGCGAGGGUGGUUAUCUAACAAAUGUCGGAUAAUCAGAGCUGGAAUUCUUCAGGAUCCGAGGAGGAUUUGGAAACUGAGUCCGGACAGCCUGUUGUUGAGCUCGGUGGAGUCCUCAGUAAGUGGACCAAUUACAUCCAUGGAUGGCAGGACCGCUGGGUCGUGUUGAAGAACAACACUUUAAGCUACUAUAAAUCCCAGGAUGAAAGAGAAUACGGCUGCAGGGGAUCCCUAUGUCUCAGCAAGGCUGUUAUCACGCCCCACGAGUUUGACGAGUGCCGACUGGACAUCAGCGUGAACGACAGCGUGUGGUACCUGCGGGCCCAGGACCCCGAGCACCGGCACCAGUGGAUCGACUCCAUCGAGCUGCACAGGGCGGAGUCCGGCUACGGUUCCGAGUCCAGCCUCCGUCGCCAUGGCUCCAUGCUGUCCCUCACGUCCGCGGCCAGCGGCUACUCCGCCACCUCCACGUCAUCCUUCAAGAAAGGACACAGCUUGCGCGAGAAGCUGGCCGAGAUGGAGACGUUCCGGGACAUUCUGUGCCGACAGGUGGACACGCUGCAGAAAUACUUCGACGCCUGCGCCGACGUGUCUAAAGACGAGUUCCAGAGGGACAAAGUCGUGGAGGACGAUGAAGACGACUUCCCCACCACUCGCCCCGACGGAGAGUUCGUGCACAACAACAACGGCAGCAAGGAGAAAUUGUUUCAGUCUCUGAGCCCCAAAGGAAUGAAUGGGAUUGACUUUAAAGGGGAGGCGAUCACGUUCAAGGCCACCACUGCUGGGAUACUGGCCACUCUCUCUCACUGCAUCGACCUCAUGGUGAAGCGGGAGGACAGCUGGCAGAAGAGAGUGGAUAAGGAAAUGGAGAAGAGGAGGCGCGUGGAGGAGGCCUGCAAGUCUGCCAUGACGGAGCUAAAGAAGAAGUCUCAUUUCGGAGGCCCUGAUUAUGAGGAAGGGCCGAACAGCCUAAUUAAUGAAGAGGAGUUUUUCGAUGCUGUUGAAGCUGCCCUCGACAGGCAAGACAAGAUAGAAGAACAGUCCCACGCCGAGAAGUCCCGGCUCCACCGGAGCACCCCCCCGCCCUCUGGAGACGCCUACUCCAUCAUCGGCACCCACAGGUUCGCCCAGAAGCCCUAUAGUUGCGCUCCCUCCGUGGCUUCCGCUGACGUAGCCGUUGCCCCUGACGAUGCUCACAGAUUCGGCGCGCAGGUGGAGGAGAUGGUGCAGAAUCACAUGACCUACUCCCUGCAGGACGUGGGGGGCGACGCCAACUGGCAGCUGGUGGUGGAGGAGGGGGAGAUGAAGGUGUACAGGAGAGAGGUGGAAGAGAACGGGAUAGUCCUGGACCCGCUCAAGGCCACCCACUCGGUCAAAGGGGUGACCGGGCACGAGGUCUGCCACUACUUCUGGGACACGGACGUCCGUAACGACUGGGAGACGACCAUCGAAAAUUUCAACGUUGUGGAAACCCUAUCGGACAAUGCUAUUAUCGUGUAUCAGACGCACAAGAGGGUGUGGCCUGCCUCCCAGAGGGACGUCCUGUACCUGUCCGCAAUCCGAAAAAUCUUGGCCAACAACGAGAACGAUCCCGACACCUGGCUGGUCUGCAACUUCUCCGUGGACCACAACAACGCCCCCCCCAGCAACAGGUGCGUCCGUGCCAAAAUCAGCAUCGCCAUGAUCUGCCAGACCCUGGUCAGCCCACCAGAGGGCGACAAAGAGAUCAGCAGAGACAACAUCCUGUGUAAAAUCACCUACGUCGCUAACGUGAACCCUGGGGGCUGGGCUCCCGCCUCCGUCCUCAGGGCAGUGGCCAAGAGGGAGUACCCCAAAUUCCUGAAGCGCUUCACCUCCUACGUCCAGGAGAAGACUGCCGACAAGCCCAUUCUUUUCUAAAACCUCCAGAGCCCUGGUACUGCGGCCUGCCCGCUCUGCCCUGCCCUGCCCUGCACUGCCCCCUGCUGGCGGAGGCCACACCCAGCACACUUUACCAGACGCCCCAGGUGCUGGAGGACCGGCCGGCAGCAUGGACCCUCGCCACGAUUCCCCCCCCCCAACCUUCCGCAGACUGUUCCAGAACUCCCUACCUGUGUGGUCCCACCAACUACAUCACCGCCAUUCUCUGCAAAGUGGGGUUCUAAGGCUUUAAUGAUCAUUAGCGCUGACGUCUUACUGUAGAACUGCUAGUGAAUAGCCAAAUGUGUAUUUUUUUUCUUUUUCUUUUGCUUUUUUCCUGUCAAAACAUUAAAUAUUGGUAAAUAUGUAAUUUGUUUAUAUGGCAAUUUUGAAGGUUGAGUAUAAACCGAGUCUAUUUUGGUCCUGCUAAUUGUAAAUGUCUUUUUAUAUAUAUAUAUUAUUGUGAUUUGUUUUGGAUUGUUUGGAUUUGCUUUGUAUAAUCGCUGGUCUCAAGGCUUAAUUUCAUGCUGCUAAUUUUUCUAAAAUGACAAACGAUAGGUCGCCUUUUUUCUUAAACAAUUGUCUUGUUUGUGAAACCUGAGGGCUGUUACUGACCUGUGACCUAUGACCUAUGACCUUUGUCUUUUCACUCGUCUCUCUGGUGAAGACCGCAUGCCGUGUCCGAUGGAGGAAGAGUUCGAAAAGUUGAUACUCGUUUCUUUUGUCAGGUUUUUUUUUUGGUCAUAAAUCUAUAUUUCUACCAUGUUUUUCGUUGUACGAGCGCGACAGAUGGUGUGAUUCACGAAGAGGUAAGAAGGCCACGUUGCUACAGUACAGGCUUUGAGUCUGGAGUUUAGAACCGUUACCAGCCGGAUAGCAGAGAACUGCAGUGAAGGCAUUACCAGUCAAGCAAUAAAUUGUUUGGCCUUUUCCAAACACAACGCCAGUCCAGGGCUGGCUAACAGCGAGCCGCUGGGCUUCGACCAAGUUGUGUUCUUCAUCAACAGCGGAAUGUCCAAGCAGGCCAUGACGUUAACUGCCCUGGCUCACGCGUUCUACGCUGAACCGUAGAGGAUGAGAAGAACGUUUUCUGUUCCAUUCAGUGACUUUCUUUGGUUUUUUUGGGGGGGACGGGGGGGAGGGGGGAGUGUGGUUGGUGCAGGUAACGAACAUUUCAAGUAUUGUCCGUUAGAUUCACAUAUCAUUUUAUCAACAAUGCACAUCUAAUGUGUCUGUAAAAAUGUGUUUAUGUUCUCGGUGACUGUUGAGUCUUCAUAUGCCUUAGAGAAAAGGAGAUACGUGGGGUGUAAACCCAAUAAAAUCACUAGAGAAAGUGCCUCAGUCUUAUCCCACUGUAGCAGGGCAUAUGAUCUAUCACUGGGUACUUCCAGCAAGAUGAUGUCAACAAGAGAAGACAUACUUUUUAGCUUUUAUUUCUUUAUUCGAAAAGCACAUUUAUAUAGAAAUUUGAAGGGGAGCGGGGUUAACAUUUCACUUCAAUUUCUUAUCUCUUUUUAAGGAGCAUUGUGAUUUUGCAAUCAAUGGGGACAGUCUGUCGUUGUGGAGAGUCCUGCCUAGAGCUUUGCGCUUUUUAGUCCAAAAAAAAGGAGAGGAGCCCAUCGCUGACCUCUCACCCUUCGGGCAGGGGAAGGAUUCCCGCGAUUCCAUCGCGAAAGGAUGCGUUUCUGACUUGGGUCCUUUCAGAAGACUGGACGAGCUGUGGUGGGGGGGGGUUGGGAGUUUAUCUGUUUUGGGUUCUCAUUAGUUGCAUUGGCACUGAAUGUACUGCAUUGGGGGAAAUGUUCUGUAAAUAAAAUGAUUACACUAAA